This is a messenger RNA of Dentiscutata erythropus, 250 nucleotides long. NCBI's taxonomy places the organism in Eukaryota, Fungi, Glomeromycota, Glomeromycetes, Diversisporales, Gigasporaceae. The record is from the annotation of a GenBank genome assembly.
GGGAUAAUAUAGAGUCAUUUGUCAUUGAUUUAGCAUAUAACGGUGUUUAUAGAUCAUGGCCAUGUUUUAAAAACAAAUUAGCAAUUGAUAAAGGGUCAUUUCUGUUGAUUGUAUUAACAUUUUCCCAUUUUAUAUUAAUGGAGCAAUAUGUUAGUAAAAUUGCAAAUGACUAUGAAGAUCGAGAAAAUCGACCACCAUCUAAACAGACCGAAAAGUUGAAAUUUAUUAGAAGAAUGCCAACUACAACACA